Messenger RNA from Paramecium pentaurelia, 690 nucleotides. Lineage: Eukaryota; Ciliophora; Oligohymenophorea; Peniculida; Parameciidae. The record is from the annotation of a GenBank genome assembly.
AUGAUCAGAUCCUUUCAUUCAAUUUCCUUUCAACAAAUCUCAUACACACCUCCUUAAAAUUAACUUCGUAGAAGUAGUUGUCAUUGUUCCCAUUGUUCCAGUUCAAAUAUUAAAUAAAUAACAUUACCUAAUUAGCAAUAUGAAAUUGUCAUGCAUAGAAAAAUAAGACUUGCCAAUAUAAUUAUACAAAAUUUCUAACCAACAGAUAAAUAUUUAAGAUCCAAACAAAAAUAUAAGAACUUUAGAAUCUUCUCUCAUAAUCGCUAACAAAAUAUGUCCACAGAUAAUCAUAAAUCUCCAUCUCUAGAUUAAUAAGAUCAAAUUAAAGAUCAUUCUUAAAAAAAGAGAAUAUCCCCAAUAUAAUCCCAUUAUUCAAAUUCAAAAUAGUCAAAUUUUUACUUUUUAAAUCAUCUAAAAACAUAAAUGACACGAAUAGAUAACAACUUAAAUUAAUUAAUACAAACUAGCAGAUAAUAAAUCACUGAACCAGAUGAACCAAAUAUUACAUCUAAAAGAACCAAAUAAGCUAUUAUUAAGACAAUUAAAAUUAAUCAUCCAUAUAAAUCUGCCUAUAGUAUCAGUCUUAACAAAAGAUUUAGGCCUCCAAAGAAAAUGCAUACUAAUCCUUCUAAUCUACUAGCAAGAACUUAAUAAAGUUUAUCUAAAUAUGCCCUUAAUUGUAUUAAUUGA